This is a messenger RNA of Thunnus maccoyii (southern bluefin tuna), 3849 nucleotides long. It is a transcript of the gene sema4ab, whose product is annotated as sema domain, immunoglobulin domain (Ig), transmembrane domain (TM) and short cytoplasmic domain, (semaphorin) 4Ab. Bases 329 to 2800 code for a protein of 823 amino acids. The transcript has 15 exons. Gene Ontology annotation, molecular function: semaphorin receptor binding; chemorepellent activity. The record is from RefSeq and is a predicted model, not a curated record. NCBI's taxonomy places the organism in Eukaryota, Metazoa, Chordata, Actinopteri, Scombriformes, Scombridae. Gene Ontology annotation, biological process: axon guidance; neural crest cell migration; negative regulation of axon extension involved in axon guidance.
CUUUGUUGUUGUAGUAAAGGCUCAACGCGGUCAGCGUUUUCUCCUCACCGGGUCACGUUUCUUCAGUCCAGUUUUCGCUAAAGCGAUGCAAAGGAAGGCAGGUUCAAACUGCGGAUAGAGGUCUAAAAGAAGAACAGAAAGGAUCCGACGCGGUGGAGGAAACCAUCCGCACAGACAUAUACAGUGAUGGUCUGCUGUAGAAACCAGAGGAUGUGGCUUCAGCUAGGACCUCCACCCCUCCUAACAAAUCUUUGACACUCUGGAUGACUCAGUGCUCUCCUGCUGAUCUUAACUGUAAUUGAGGUCAAACUCCCUCAUUCCUGCUAUAAUGGAGAAUCACAGCCUGCUGUCACUCACCAUGGCUCUGCUGGGCUUUCUGAGCCCAUGUCUGACAAGACUGACUCCCAGAGUCUCCUUCCCUGUGGGUAGUCCUGGGAGACAUCUCACCCGCUUCAGUAGCCCUGAUGUCAGCAACACCACCACACUGCUGCUCAGUGAGGAUGGAGACAUGCUGUAUGUUGGAGCCCAGGAUGCUGUGUUAGCGCUGGAUGUUAGCCUCAAAGAAGCCAUCAUACUGAGGAGCAAGCUGGACUGGAGCCCUUCAGAGAAAGACCUUGAGCAAUGUUCCAUGAAAGGCAAGAAAAAGGCCGACUGUCCAAAUUUCAUUCGUGUACUGCAGUUCUUGAACACCACCCACAUCUACGCCUGUGGAACAUUUGCCUUCAGUCCACGCUGCACCUAUAUUAACACAGAGACACUAACGAUGAGCCUGAAGCCUGAUGAAGGACGAGGUCGCUGCCCGUAUGACCCCUACCAACGCAACACCGCUAUCAUCGUAGAUGGAGAGCUGUAUACUGGGACAGUGGCAGACUACAGGGGGAACCGGCCAGUGAUCUCCCGGCACCUCAGUGAGGGCAGGCGUGUUGACCUGAAGUUGGAUGAUACAUUAGGGUGGCUGGAGGAUCCAACCUUCAUCAGCUCCAGUUUCAUACCUGAUGAGGAGAAAAUCUACUUCUUCUUCAGUGAAGUGGGCAGAGAGUAUGACUUCAUCGACAAAUUUAUUGUCUCUCGUGUUUCUCAGAUCUGCAUGAGUGAUGUUGGAGGUCAGCGGACCCUGCAGCGACGCUGGACCACGUUUGCCAAAGCUCAGCUGUUAUGCCAGGCUGACAAUGAGCUGCCGUACAAUGUGAUCCAGGACAUAGACAGCCUCCCACCAGCAGAGGGAGCUCCUGGGGAUGACACACUCUUUUAUGGCAUCUUCACCUCUCAGUGGUCUGUCAACUCGGGACAGUCAGCAGUGUGUUCUUUCCGCCUGACUGACAUCAAAUCAGUUUUCUCUGGUAACUACAAAGUCCUGAACCGGGACACGUUACAGUGGAGCACACGGGUUCAAGAGAAGGUCGCAAACCCAGGAGAGUGUGGCCUGCACAAUGCGUCAGACAACGCCCUGCGCUUCGUCAAAGAAAACUUCCUGGCAGACGACAGUGUUCGGCCGGUGGGAAGAAGUCUGACCAUGGUGUCUGCAGAGCACAACUACAGCCAUCUGACUGUCCAGAGAGUCCAGGCUGCCAACAAUAAAGACUACACUGUCCUCUUUCUUCUUACAGAGUCUGGUUACCUACACAAAGUGGUGCUGCUGCAGAGUGGUGCACACAUUAUUGAGGAGGUCCAGGUGUUUGAGAAGCCUCAGCCUGUCAAGAGCCUGAAGCUCUCCAUUCCAAAGGGUAUGAUAUAUGUUGGCACAUCAGAGGGUGUGGUGAGGGUUCCAACAGCCAACUGCUCUUUCUACUGGACCUGUGCUCAGUGUGUUCUGUCCCGAGACCCCUUCUGUGGCUGGGACCCUGCCAGCAGGGCCUGUGUGGAGACCUCCAGCGCCCAGACCAGCCUUGGCCAGGACAUUGACAGAGGGAAUGUUGAAGAAGCAUGCUUUACAUUAACACACAGAGCCAGAUUUGGGCCAAACAACCUGCCUGCAGCCUCAUGUCCUGCAGGUGAGCUGGUGUCGGUGUCUCUGAAUGAAGUGGUGCGUCUGCAGUGUCCCGCAGCGUCUCGGCUGUCCCAGCAGCUGUGGGAGCGUCCCAACAGCCGGCUGUCCUCAGACCUGUACCUGCACCUAGAGGACGGUAGUCUGACCUUUGUGGCCACCCCCGCCACACUGGGCCACUACCUCUGUCUGUCCACUGAGAAUGGCUACCAGCAGACUAUGGCCAUCUAUCAUGUCAAACAGAAGAGCAGCCCCGUGCCUCAAACUCCAACCAGCUACAGCCGACCUCAGUCGCCCCCCAUACCCACCACACGGGCUGUCAGGCCUGGACUGCACGUGUCUGUGGGGCCUAAAAGAACAGAAACAAGACAGAGAGAGACUGAGCCAACUCUGGCCAGCAGUGACAUUCAGGUCACCACCAGACGGCUGGGCAGAAACUUCACCUUGUGGACGGAGGGAUCUGGGCAGAAAGAGGCAGAGCUUCGGGACGGGGAGCCCCUGCUGUCGGCACGAGGCCCCAGCUACUUGAAGGAGCUGGUGGUUGUGUCAGUUCUGUUGGUGCUCUGCCUCAGUCUGCUCAUCACCAUGCUCCUGUACGUCGUCAGACAGCGCUGCCGCAGCCGAACGGCCCCACAGACAGGGACUCCAAGCAGAGACUCUGACAGAAGGACCCCUGUGGAGCAGGAGGCCCUCAGGGGGAACCAGUUUUUGAGCAAGCGCAACGGACAAGCCCUGCACAGCGGACAGGCCAGUGGGUUAGUUUGUAAUGGGGCACUCACAGGUUCUAAUGGGCAUUUGCCCAACACCCCCAUCUGAACAGGUCCAGACAUUAUGACUGAGGUGAGGGGAGGCCCUGCCAGGUACUAAGGUCACCAUGGUGACGGAGCUUCUGUUUGCACAGCCAGUGAUGAGGUACAAACCCUGUGGACUCCUGAGAUCCUGAUUAGUAAGAUUUGGAUCCAACAGGAUGAAGGACAGUCUUCCUGUGGUACUAAAUGAAGACACAUGACUGUUGACAUGGUACUCUUUACUGUUGCCAGGGGCUGAAGCACAUUGGCUGUGAUGUUGUGAAUGUUCUAUGUGUUUUCACUUACUAGAUGGUGACAUUUGAGACAGAAAAGGUACAAACCGAUACAGUACAGCAGGUUCUUAAAAUAUUUUGAUAGAAUAGUCAGUGUUUGAUGCAAAGCCAGUGACUGCCACAGUUCUGCAACUUUUUAUGGAAUAAUGACAUUUUUCACUCAAAACACACAUUAACAGAAGUGUUAGAUUUUCCUCUGUGUUCAUCAAACAUCUCAGAAUCACUCCAACAUUGUACAUACAAGCAGACAGGACUGUAUGUUCUGCUCAUUUGCUUUGCUAUCUGUUGCAGGAAACACAACUGAUACCUGUAUUAUGUUAGUGGGGAGGUUCUCCUCAGUCCAGUAGGUGUGAUGAUGCUGUAAGGAGGUAGUCAGGUGGACGAUCAUACACAAAUUCAUCUGCACUUUGAUAUUUGUUUAUGAGAUGGUAUUACACAUGGGAUGUGAAUGUGCCUUGGCUACAGUAUUUUCUGUGCAUCAUAUACACUGGACCAUUUGGACCUAACAUCAAAAAACAUGCAUCUAUAAUGUAAAUGUUCUUAUCUGCAUUUUUACACGUGACCACAUGCAGUGUGAUUUAAAACUGAAACUGCCACUAAGUAGACCUUUAGAACACUUAAUAAGCCAGUUUCCAUUAGUAAUCAGUUACCUGUUAGUAUUAGUAAUCACACUGCCUGUCCUCUCACUGCACUGUCAGCCCACCACACACACACACACACACACACACACACACACACACAUAAAAUCAGGAGACACUGUCUUGUAUCAUAGCUCCAGUUAAAA